Molecule: messenger RNA, 535 nt
Organism: Trichobilharzia szidati
Lineage: Eukaryota; Metazoa; Platyhelminthes; Trematoda; Strigeidida; Schistosomatidae
Source: the annotation of a GenBank genome assembly
GGCCAAUAAGAACUAUGUAAUAGUCUAGGGCGCGAGCGCCAUAUUGUUCACGGGAUUUCCUGGUCUUGUCUAUUUCAGCACUGUGAUUAUCUCGCUUAAAUGCGGCUUUUUCAUUAUCAUUUAAUUCAUGGCUCAAGAGACUCAACAGAAUGAACCUCGUGGAUCCAUUAGCUUGCGAAAUUCCCAGUUGCAAUAUCCUAACUCACUAGCAAUCGCUAACAAUUGCUCAUCUUCUAGUGAUAUUCACACUGCACACCAGAUAUCCAGUUCCUCUGUUAAAUUGCAUACAGUGACACCCGUUUGUACACUGACUAACAAUAACCAACCAAUUCAGUAUAUUGGGUCGGAGGCCAGGACUGUAUGCGUCCCUGUUUGUAGUUCUCAUUCAUUAUAUCCCCACUCGGUUGUACAUCGUGCAUCUCCAAAUUCAAAUGUUGGAUAUAACUCUGGAUCUAUGACUCAUGCUCAUUGCAGCACUUCAAGUGGUCAACCGGAUAUGCUGAGCUAUGCAGAACUAUUUCCAUACAACAAGUGA